AACGACUACUUAGUGCACCCGAGGGGGCAGAUCGCAGUAGUCACGUAAAAGCGGUUACGGUCAAAUUAAUUUGCGCCUCGCCGUGCCGGGCAUCUCCUCGGGAUCAUAGCAACCGUGAAAUCUCGAACUCUCCGCGAAACCGCGUCGCCGACGGCUGAUAACGGGUUGCUGCAUCCCCUAGAGGGGGGCAUCGUGCGUUUGAGUGUGUGUGGAGUUGGAGGCAACACACCCCUCUUGGGGCGUUAUCAUAAAAAAGUGAGCUCGUGGCCAGCCCAGGAUGUCGUCAUUACGCCGUGUUUUCGUGUACGGAACUCUGAAACAGGGUGAACCGAACCACCACUGGCUGACGGAUGUGGCCAACGGAACGGCCAGCUUUGUCGGGCGUGGCACUACCGUCGCUCGGUAUCCCCUCGUGAUCGGUUCUCGCUACAACAUCCCGUUCCUGCUGGACGUACCCGGCCGGGGACAUCAGGUGCGCGGAGAGAUCUACGACAUCGACGAUCGCAUGUUGGCGCGCCUGGACGUGCUGGAGGAUUAUCCGCGGUUGUACGAGCGACGCCCGGAAGCGAUCCAGAGCGAGGGGAAGACCGGCGGCACGGAGGUGGUCAGCUGCUGGAUCUAUCUGUUGCAGCGCUUUCCACCGGCCCUGCUCGAGAAGCCGAUGCUGGAAGAGUACCGGAACAGCACCGCCCUGCCGUACACGGAAUCGCACGAUGAUAAAGUGUUCGAUGAUCAUGAGUCCAGCACCGAAACGACGGAGGAAAAUCCUCGGUGAUUCGAAGAAGAAGAAAACAAGAACAAGAAGAAGAAGAAGGAAAAGAAAACGAGUAAAACGAUAAAAUCCGCCGUAAAACAAUAAAAACGAGGCGAAAAGGCGAAAACGAAAUCUGGAUUUCGCCCGAUGACCCUCAAGGGUU
Molecule: messenger RNA, 917 nt
Organism: Anopheles darlingi
Lineage: Eukaryota; Metazoa; Arthropoda; Insecta; Diptera; Culicidae
Product: putative gamma-glutamylcyclotransferase CG2811
Exons: 2
Molecular function (GO): gamma-glutamylaminecyclotransferase activity
Source: RefSeq, a predicted model, not a curated record